CCACUUGCUUUAUUUAUGAGUGCCAAGUUAAUCUCCAGCAGGGAGAGACAGGGAGGGAGCAGGCUGCUGGGCUCUUCCUGCUGUUGAAAAUUCACCAGGCACUCAGUGGAAAUUUUCUUCCUUUCUUCUGCCCUGAAUGUUUCCCCAAACAUGAAGGUAAUAACUUUAUUCAUCUUGGUGGGAUUUACAGGAGAGUUCCAAGUUUUUUCAAGAGCCCCCACUCCAGUCACUUGCCAGUGGGAUUCCUAUGGAUCGUGGUCAGAAUGCAAUGGUUGUACCAAGACUCAGACUCGCAGGCGGUCAGUUGCUGUUUAUGGGCAGUACGGGGGCCAUCCUUGCGUUGGAAGUGCAUUUGAAACACAAUCGUGUGAACCUAUAGUAGGAUGUCCGACAGAAGAGGGAUGUGGAGAGCGGUUCAGGUGUUUCUCAGGCCAGUGCAUCAGCAAAUCUUUGGUUUGCAACGGGGAUUCUGACUGUGAAGAGGACAGCGCUGAUGAAGACAGAUGCGAGAACUCAGAAAGCAGAACUUCCUGCGACCUUGAUAAACCUCCUCCCAACAUAGAACUUACUGGAAAUGGUUACAAUGAACUCACUGGCCAGUUUAGGAAGAGAGUCAUCAACACUAAAAGUUUUGGUGGUCAAUGCAGAAAAGUGUUUAGUGGGGAUGGAAAAGAUUUCUAUAGACUGAGUGGAAAUAUCCUUUCCUAUACAUUCCAGGUGAAAAUAAAUAAUGAUUUUAAUUAUGAAUUUUACAACAGUAGCUGGUCUUAUGUAAAGCUUACCUCGGCAGAACAUACAUCAUCUAGUAGGAAAAGCUCCUUUUUCAGAUCUUCAUCAUCUUCUUCAUCUACUCAUACUUCACAUACCAGUGAAAUCCACAAGAAAAAGAGUCAUCAUUUGUUGGUUGUCCAGAACACCGUGGAAGUGGCUCAGUUUGUCAAUAACAAUCCGGAAUUUUUACAACUUGCGGAGCCAUUCUGGAAGGAACUCUCCUUCCUUCCCUCUCUGUAUGACUACAGUGCCUACCGAAGAUUAAUCGACCAGUAUGGGACACAUUAUCUGCAGUCUGGGUCCCUAGGAGGAGAGUACAAAGUUCUAUUUUAUGUGGACUCAGAAAAAAUCAAAAACAAUGGUCUUGGUUCAGCAGAUCUGAAGAGAUGUGCUUCCUCAAGUUUCAAAUUUUUCUUUACAUCAUCAAAGGGCAAAUGCCAAAAGCUGGAAGAGGCCUUAAAAUCAGAUUCAGGAACUCAGCUCAACGUGCUGCGAGGGGACCCGUUUGUCAGGGGGGGAGGUUCAGGCUUCGUGUCUGGUCUCAGUUUCCUGGAGCUGGACAAUAUUCCUCCUGGCAGAUAUUCCUCCUGGGCAGAAUCUGUGACUGGUCUUCCCCAAGUCAUAAAACAAAAGCUGACACCUUUGUAUGAGCUGGUAAAAGAAGUACCCUGUGCCUCCGUGAAAAGACUAUACCUGAGGCAAGCGCUUGAGGAAUAUCUGGAUGAAUUUGACCCCUGCCAUUGCCGACCUUGUCAAAAUGGUGGCAUUGCCACCGUUGAGGGGACCCAAUGUCAGUGCCACUGCAAACCAUAUACAUUUGGUGUGGCUUGUGAGCAAGGAGUCCUCGUAGGGAAUGAUGCAGGAGGAGUGGAUGGGGGCUGGAGUUGCUGGUCCUCUUGGGGCCCCUGUGUUCAAGGGAAGAAAACAAGGAGACGAGAAUGCAAUAACCCACUGCCCAGUGAGGGUGGGCGAUCCUGUAUUGGAGAACCAUCGGAAAGCAGCCCAUGCGAGCAUGAGGAGCUGGAGCAUUUGCGAUUGCUUGAACCACAUUGUUUUCCUUUGUCUUUGGCUCCAAAAGAAUUCUGUCCAUCACCUCCUGCCUUGAAAGAUGGAUUUGUUCAAGAUGAAGGUGCGAUGUUUCCUGUUGGGAAAAACAUAGUAUAUACUUGCAAUGAAGGAUACUCUCUUAUUGGAGACCCUGUAGCCAGAUGCGGAGACGAUUUACAGUGGCUUGUUGGGGAAAUGCACUGUCAGAAAAUUGCCUGCGUUCUACCUGCACUGAUGGAUGGCAUACAGAGUCAUCCCCGCAAACCAUUCUAUGGAGUUGGUGAGAAGGUGACCAUUUCCUGUUCACGUGGCAUGUCCUUAGAAGGUCCUUCAGCAUUUCUCUGUGGAUCCAGCCUUAAGUGGAGUCCUGAUAUGAAGAGUGUUCAGUGUGUGCAAAAAGAGGCCCCUUUGCCACCAGCAGUGCCCGAAUGUCAGCGCUGGGAGAAACUGCAGAAUUCAAGAUGUGUUUGUAAAAUGCCCUAUGAAUGUGGAUCCUCCUUGGGUGUAUGUGCUCGAGAUGAGAGAAGCAAAAGGAUACUGCCUCUGACAGUUUGCAAGAUGCAUGUUCUCCACUGUCAGGGUAGAAAUUACACCCUUGCUGGGAGGGACAGUUGCACUCUGCCUGUCCCCACUGAGAAAGCCUGUGGUGCCUGCCCACUCUGGGGAAAAUGUGAUGCCCAGAGCGGCAGGUGUGUCUGCAGAGAAGCCUCGGAGUGCGAGGAAGGCGGCUUUCGCGUCUGCGUGGAAGUGGACGGCGUGGAGCAGACGAUGAGCGAGUGCGCGGCUGGCGCGCUCAGGUGCCGAGGGCAGGACGUCACUGUCACCAGCACAGGGCCCUGCGCCGCGGGGACCCCGUAGGCUCCCGGGCCCCGGGCGGAAUCCCACAGCCCGCUGUGGCUGAGUUCAAACACACGUAACUGAGUGCUUGAGGCGACUCUGCCCGCCGGGGGGCCCCUUCCUUCUCCGGGCCCUGCACCGUCUCUCCCCAACGCCCAGCUGCGCGCACCAGCACAGCGCCCCCCGCCCCCCGCCCGGUUCUGCCAAACCCGAAUCCAGAUAAUAGGCCUUCUCUUCUUAUGUAAAGUGUCAGUCAGGAUGAACAACGCACACGAACCUGUGCAAGAGCUGACUGUGUGUGCUUGGACACAUUGCUCACUUGUCUGGACCUUGACUUUCUAAAUCCGAAAAUUAGAGGCUUAGACCAGAGAAACUCGAAUCCUCCGUUCAGCCCUAGGAUUCUUUAACACAUGAUCGACCCCACCCAUGGGCCAGAACACACUGUACAGAUGGAUUAGGAGAAGAGGUAAGAUGAGAGAGGUUGGCUUCGCUCAGGGAAGCUGAAUGCUUAGGGGACCGUGAAUGGAAAAAGACAGAUACAAUUAUCCACCCCAAGCAGCCGUCUCAGGCUUCCCCCUGUGACUCCAGCACCACAGGCAGGGAUCCGAACCCCGGAAAUGUCAGAACCACUGUGCUAUCCUCUCUGGCACCUUCUGCCUUCUUGUCUGAGCACAAAUACAAUCCCCUCUUCUCUCUGGGGCUUUUCUCUAGGGCGUGUCAAGCGCAAGAACUGCAGUUUGCCGCCUUUCCCCCCUUUUCUUUUGUAGGAAGCGUGAGUUCAUGCCUGAGCUAUUGAGAGAUUGUGUAUUUGACAGCUCAGUUUUCUCGCAUAUGAAUACAUGCUUGGAUUUUUCAGGGGCCGCACAGGUACAUCAAUUUGAGACAUUGGCCUUUUUAUUCCUUAUUCAUCUUUCUGCAAAACAAAAAAGCAGCUGUGGGAGAUGGAAUGAGUGGGCUUAAGUGGAAUUUAAAAUAUGCUUUCAUAUACAAAUAAUAACUGUACUUUUCUGGUACUGAUAAAUACAUUUCAACAAAAGCUUAGUUAAAACGACAAUGAUUAAAAUCUCAUUAAAGAUA
Molecule: messenger RNA, 3732 nt
Organism: Mirounga angustirostris (Northern elephant seal)
Lineage: Eukaryota; Metazoa; Chordata; Mammalia; Carnivora; Phocidae
Gene: C7
Product: complement C7
Biological process (GO): complement activation
Cellular component (GO): membrane attack complex
Molecular function (GO): protein binding
Source: RefSeq, a predicted model, not a curated record